AUGACAAACCGUUCAGAAACUCCGCAAGCCCACCGAACUAAUGCCGACCUCUUAGCUGCUAAUGCUGCUCUACUAGCGGAAAAUCAACAGAAGACCGAACUGUUAGCAACAAUGCAGAACAACGGCGAAGAAAAGAACGACAAUAAGAAGGCAAACGCCGAACAACAUGAGGAACAUCAGUCAGAGUCCAAUGCAAAGACUGGGGAAACACCCCCCAAAACAGGAAGACAACGAACCAAUCCUUUUUCCGAAGAAAUAAUGAAUUUCAAGAGGCCUAAAAAUUUUACGCUCCCCAUAACUUUGACACCAUACAAGGGGAUCAGAAAUCUUAAAGUUCAUGUCACAAAAUUCGAAUCUAUGAUGUUUCUCAAUAGUUCUAUAUCCAACUUCGACGAAUUCGCCAAGUUAUUCAUAAAUCACUUUGCAGCAUUCAAAAUCUAUGUGCAAGAUUCGGAUUACCUCAGAACAAUCAAGCAAGGACAACACGAAAGCCUGAAAGAUUACAUGACACGCUUCAAAACAGCAGUCAUGGAGAUCCCUGACCUCAAUCCAGAAGUGAAGUUGCACGCUAUCAAGAGUGGUCUCCGACCUAGAAAAUUCCAAGAAGCUAUAGCUGUCGUGAAACCGAAGACAUUGGAAGAAUUCCGAGACAAAGCGACUGGUCAAAUUGAAAUAGAGGAGUUGCGCGAAACUCGAAGGAAUGAAAGACCACCAUUUCGGAAGGAAGAAGACAAGCCUUACAGGUCCCAGAAUAAGGACCCUAAAAAACCUUUUAAACUAGCUCCGAAGUUUGAUUCCUAUACCAAGUUCAACACUAAAAGGGAGGACAUCCUUAAAGAAAUACUACACAACAAACUAAUAAAGUUACCUAGCAGAGCCGGUUCGUACCAAGACCAGAGGUAUAUUGACAAGUCAAAGCACUGCGCUUUCCACCAAAAGUUCGGCCACACAACUAACGAAUGCGUGAUCGCGAAGGACCUUCUGAAAAGGUUGGCGAGACAGGGACACCUAGACAAAUACAUAAACAGCAGAGUUCGGCAGACCAAGCAGAACACGACCGACCUUCAACCAGAACAAAAUCCGAGCACCACAGAGAACACCCGGUUCCAACCUCCACCGACGAGAGGAGUUAUUAAUUGUAUAUCUGGGGGAUUUGCAGGUGGCAGACAUACAAACUCAACGAGAAAACGCAGUUAUAGAGCAAUGUUAAUGGUCUAG
Molecule: messenger RNA, 1218 nt
Organism: Arachis ipaensis
Lineage: Eukaryota; Viridiplantae; Streptophyta; Magnoliopsida; Fabales; Fabaceae
Source: RefSeq, a predicted model, not a curated record